AUGGUGAAUGGUGAACGACCGAGCCUGUGUGACCAGCGACUCAAGAACCAGGCGCUGAACUGUCCAAGGAAUGACUGCGGAAUGACUGCACCACGCUCUGCCUCUGCUAGCCCGUCCUCGGCCGACUGGUCCGCUGCCAGCUCACAAGAUGCCACAGCUUCGCCCGCUUCAAAAACAAAUGUCGCGAAUCAUGAUCCAGUUUUGGAGGAGAUACGUCCUCCGCUACCUCCAAGGCCGACUACAUUAAGUUUGCUGAAUGAUGAGACGGCCGCGCGCAAUGUGGGAUUGCAGGCUGAAGCUACUACCGCUGUUUCCCACGCGGAGAUAGAAACGCUGGCUCCCGAGCCCAGUGGAAGUACCUAUUCGACAUUGGCUGUGCGUAAUUUGUCCGAUGGACUCAAAGCAAAAGCAAGUCUUAGUCAUUUGGCGAGCGCAAGGGGAAGCGAAACGGCCGACUCAGCGAGUAUACGAAGCUCGAUCCAGAACAGUGAUCCUGGCGACGUUGAAGUUCUGUUCAAGGACUUCGCACCAACAGUGCCUGCCGAUCACAUGGAUACCAAGAGUCUGCUUCAUUACCCCGAAUGCGCCGCAGAUGACAUCGGAGAUGUCGAGUUUGCAGAGGAAUUCGAACCCGUGGGUGAGCUAGAUGAGACCGCCGCCAAUGAGGAUCUACUACUACAACGCUGGAAGAGCAAGAGGAAACACUUUCUGAUUAUUUCCGCUGCUGGUAAACCGAUCUGGACUCGACAUGGUGAUGGUGGCCUAAUCUCGACGUACGUUGGUGUCGUGCAAACGAUUAUAUCAUUCUAUGAGGAUUCCAAUGAUCAUCUUCGGAGCUUUACGGCCGGGGACACCAAGUUUGUCAUCCUCACUCGCGGUCCACUUUAUCUCGUUGCCAUCAGUCGCAUGCUGGAGAAUGAUAAUCAACUCCGUCUCCAGCUCGAAGCAUUGUACAUGCAAAUCCUGUCUACAUUGACUCUUCCAUCCCUGACUCACUUGUUUUCUGUGCGGCCUUCCACAGACCUCAAGAGGCCUCUACAAGGCUCUGAGACGCUCCUUUCUUCGCUAGCAGACAGCUUCACCCGAGGAUCGCCAUCUACUCUCUUGUCAGCUCUUGAAACCCUAAAAUUACGCAAAGUUCACCGCCAAGCCAUCAAUAACGCUCUUUUGAAAACAAAGUCAAAAAAUCUCCUCUACGGACUGGUAGUCGCUGGCGGUAGGCUUGUGAGUGUUGUGCGACCUAAGAAACACUCGCUUCAUCCAGGCGACUUGCAACUUAUUUUCAACAUGAUAUUCGAGGCCGAUGGUAUCAAAGCGGGCGGAGGAGAGAGCUGGGUGCCUGUCUGCCUUCCUGGAUUUAACAGUAGCGGUUAUCUGUACAUGUAUGUCAGCUUUAUCAAGCUAAACGCUGACACAGAUGACCAUGAGGAUAUUGUGAAAGAUGAAUCGGUGGCAGUGGUUCUGAUCAGCCCGGCUAAGGAAAGUUUCUAUGAGAUGCAAGGAAUGCGGGACUCCCUUGUUGAGGUAAGCUCGCAGACCGAGAAUAUAUUUGAAGUGCGAGAGCUGACACUCAUUGCGUUUUUGAAGCAAAUGGAGAAGAAUGGAAGCAUGCAGGUAGUUGCGGCUUCGAUCGAUCAAGGUCGGCCGGCGACAACUGACAUUGUCCCCGGCACGGUCCUCCACCACUUCAUGUACAAGUCGCGAGCGAAUGUUCAAUUCACAAUGUCCGAGUAUUCUCCCGAAUUUACAACCACUGCCCGCAAACGCAGACUGAUGUCAGCCUACAACAAUAUUCACUCGAGCAUUCAUGCAAAGAACAGCCAGAUCAAAGUGCAUUAUUGCGUAUCGAAAUCAGCCAGUACUUUUGCUUGGGUGACUCCGAUUUUUGAGCUUUAUUGCGUCGCAGAGCCUAACGCGAACCGCAAAGCUUUGGUUCAGGGCGCUAGUAGGAUCGCGCAGUGGGCACAGCGUGAAGAAGAGAGACUUUUUAUCAUCGGCGGUGCGGUCUUCUAA
Penicillium diatomitis is the source of this 2013-nucleotide messenger RNA. Its product is annotated as guanine nucleotide exchange factor MON1. Gene Ontology annotation, cellular component: Mon1-Ccz1 complex; fungal-type vacuole membrane. Gene Ontology annotation, biological process: protein targeting to vacuole; vesicle-mediated transport. Bases 1 to 2013 code for a protein of 670 amino acids. The record is from RefSeq and is a predicted model, not a curated record. NCBI's taxonomy places the organism in Eukaryota, Fungi, Ascomycota, Eurotiomycetes, Eurotiales, Aspergillaceae. The transcript has 3 exons.